GCGGAGCGCGGCGGGGAUGGGGCGCCGAGCCGGGCUGGGGCGGGGGCCUCGGCCAUGUUCGCGGGGCUGCAGGACCUGGGCGUGGCCAACGGCGAGGACCUGAAGGAGACGCUCACCAACUGCACGGAACCGCUCAAGGCCAUAGAGCAGUUUCAGACAGAGAAUGGCGUGCUGCUGCCUUCCCUGCAGUCGGCCUUGCCCUUCUUGGACCUGCACGGGACGCCUCGGCUGGAGUUCCACCAGUCGGUGUUUGACGAGCUGCGGGACAAGCUGCUGGAGCGCGUGUCAGCCAUUGCUUCCGAGGGGAAGGCCGAGGAAAGGUACAAGAAACUGGAAGACCUUCUGGAGAAGAGCUUUUCCUUGGUGAAGAUGCCGUCUCUGCAGCCGGUGGUGAUGUGCGUCAUGAAGCACUUGCCCAAGGUCCCUGAGAAGAAGCUGAAGCUGGUCAUGGCCGACAAGGAGCUGUACCGGGCCUGUGCUGUGGAGGUGAAGCGGCAGAUCUGGCAGGACAACCAGGCCCUCUUCGGCGACGAGGUCUCCCCGCUGCUGAAGCAGUACAUCCUGGAGAAGGAGAGCGCGCUGUUCAGUGCGGAGCUCUCUGUCCUGCACAACUUCUUCAGCCCUUCCCCCAAAACAAGGCGCCAGGGCGAGGUGGUGCAGAAGUUGACGCAGAUGGUGGGGAAGAACGUGAAGCUGUACGACAUGGUGCUGCAGUUCCUGCGGACCCUCUUCCUGCGGACGCGGAACGUGCACUACUGCACGCUGCGCGCGGAGCUGCUCAUGUCCCUGCACGACCUGGACGUGGGCGACAUCUGCUCCGUGGACCCCUGCCAUAAGUUUACCUGGUGCCUGGACGCCUGCAUCCGCGAGCGCUUCGUGGACAGCAAGAGGGCCCGGGAGCUGCAGGGGUUUCUUGAUGGAGUGAAGAAGGGUCAGGAGCAAGUUCUGGGGGAUCUGUCCAUGAUCCUGUGCGACCCCUUCGCCAUCAACACCCUGUCGCUGAGCACCGUCAGGCACCUGCAGGAGCUGGUCGGCCAGGAGACGCUGCCCAGGGACAGCCCGGACCUCCUGCUGCUGCUCAGGCUGCUGGCGCUGGGCCAGGGGGCCUGGGACAUGAUUGACAGCCAGGUCUUCAAGGAGCCCAAGAUGGAGGUGGAGCUCAUCACGCGGUUCCUGCCCACGCUCAUGUCCUUCGUGGUGGACGACCACGCCUUCAACGUGGACCAGAAGCUCCCCGCCGAGGAGAGGGCCCCGGCCGCCUACCCGAACACGCUUCCCGAGAGCUUCACCAAGUUCCUGCAGGAGCAGCGCAUGGCCUGCGAGGUGGGGCUCUACUACGUGCUGCACAUCACCAAGCAGAGGAACAAGAACGCGCUGCUGCGCCUGCUGCCCGGGCUCGCGGAGACCUUCGGGGACCUGGCCUUCGGGGACAUCUUCCUGCACCUGCUCACGGGGAACCUGGCGCUCCUGGCUGACGAGUUUGCCCUGGAGGACUUCUGCAGCAGCCUCUUCGAGGGCUUCCUGCUCACGGCCUCGCCCAGGAAGGAGAACGUGCAACGGCACGUGCUGCGGCUGCUCCUCCACCUGCACCAGCGUGUGGCCCCCGCCCGCCUGCAGGCCCUGCAGAAGGCGCUGGAGCCCACUGGCCAGAGCGGAGAGGCGGUGAAGGAGCUCUACUCCCAGCUCGGCGAGAAGCUGGAGCGGCUGGACCACCGGAAGCCCAGCCCGGCGCAGGCUGCCGAGACCCCGGCCCUCGAGCUGCCCCUCCCCUCCGUGCCCGCCCCAGCCGGGCUCUGACGCUUUCCCUGGGGCCACGCGGGGCACUGGGCCCUGCUGGGCCUGGAGGGGCUCCCUGGCCUCAGGUCACUGGGGCCCGCACCUCCUGGCGGCGGUGGCGGCGAUGUGCUCCUGGGCACAGGAGGCGGGACGGGCGGGGACGCGGCCGUCAGGGACACGCUCGGUGCCUCAGCCCCACCCUGACCUGCGUCCCGAAAGCUGUGUGCCUGGAGGGGACCCGCAUCACCACCCCAGGCCGGCGCCCAGCCUGGUCCCCGAAGCACGGCCCCUGCCCAGGGGCCCCUGAGCCUGGCGUCCCGUUGCCUGAGGCUGUGCAGUCUUAGCGGGGGCGCCACUGCCGGAGGGGCCGGGGGCGGCGACAGGAAGGCCACCCGCUGUCCACGGAUGGUUACGUUGCUGGGUCAGCCUGGCCCCACUGAGGACCCCUGGGGGUGGGACAGUGGGCGGCCGCGGCCCUAGAACGCCCAGCAGGGAGCUGUCCUGCCCUGGCCCGCAGCACCCGUGUGUCGGGCGGGGCGGAGGGCAGCCCAGGCUCCGCCUGCGUCUUGGUUUUCCCUGGGAGCGGGUGCUGUUGCAGGGCGAGGUCCUGUGUAAAUAAAGGCCUUGUG
Molecule: messenger RNA, 2405 nt
Organism: Pteronotus mesoamericanus
Lineage: Eukaryota; Metazoa; Chordata; Mammalia; Chiroptera; Mormoopidae
Gene: NELFB
Product: negative elongation factor complex member B
Exons: 13
Coding region: 55-1797 (580 amino acids)
Biological process (GO): negative regulation of transcription elongation by RNA polymerase II
Cellular component (GO): nucleus; NELF complex
Source: RefSeq, a predicted model, not a curated record